Messenger RNA from Haemorhous mexicanus (house finch), 5034 nucleotides. It is a transcript of the gene PLCL2, whose product is annotated as phospholipase C like 2. Gene Ontology annotation, biological process: intracellular signal transduction; regulation of synaptic transmission, GABAergic; lipid metabolic process. The transcript is spliced from 7 exons. The coding region runs from base 578 to 3949 and encodes 1123 amino acids. Lineage: Eukaryota; Metazoa; Chordata; Aves; Passeriformes; Fringillidae. Gene Ontology annotation, molecular function: GABA receptor binding; inositol 1,4,5 trisphosphate binding; phosphatidylinositol-4,5-bisphosphate phospholipase C activity. The record is from RefSeq and is a predicted model, not a curated record.
CCGCGCGGGGCCGGCCCUGUGACUGGCGGCGGCGGCAGGGGGGGCGAGCCCCGAUCGCUCGCUUAGCCUGCUCCGGAGAGUUUCCUCGCGGGGGCGGCCGGGGCUGCCUCUCCCCUCGGAGCUGCCGGCGUUUCCCCCCCACGGGACUGCUGCCGAGCAUUGGGCCGGGGAAGGCGGCGGCGGCGGCAGCAGCAGCAGCAGCGGAGAGCGAGGGAAGCAGCCACAUGAAUCAGUUUCUCUCUGUAUCCGGCUCCGGGCAGAGGCGGCGACCAUAGCGGGGAGGAAGGGAGAGGGGGAAAAGCGGCUCCUGCAGCAGCGGCAGCCGGGUGCUCCGCUCGCCGCUGAGGUGCUGCGGGACUGGUGCUCACCGAGCUGCCACCGACACGUUUCGUCCGUCCCCCCUCCCCGCUUGGAGCUACGCGGCCUCGGCUGCCAAAUGCGCGGGGGGGAGAGAGACUUAGGCUCAAAAUCCCCCGAUCGUAAAUAGAGAGAAAGCGGAAGGAGAGCCACCGCCGAGCGGCCGCGGGAGGAGGGGAGGGGGGCAGCGGUGGUGCUUCUGCCGUAGCCAGGGAGGCUGAUGGCGGAGUUUGGCAGCGGUGGCGGCACCGGCGGCGGGGGGCUGCCCUCCUCCCCGGGGCCGGUCCAAGGCAAGGUGGCGUUCAAGGCAGGAGAUGGGGAAGGAGGAGGAGGAGGCGGCGGCGGCGGGAGAUCCCGCUUUGACAGUGCGGGCAGCCGGGUCUCCAACGGGGACUGUGCCCAGCCGGGAGCCGGUGAGGAGCCGGGAUCAGCUCCUCCUGCAAGCCCGGAGAGCAGCAGCAAAGAAAGAGGAUUUUCCGCCAGUCAACAGCGAGAAGGCAAACCCGGCAUCCCCCGGAGGAGCAGCAUAAUUAAGGAUGGUACGAAACAGAAGCGAGAAAGGAAGAAGACUGUGUCGUUCAGCAGCAUGCCCACGGAGAAGAAAAUCAGCAGCGCCAGCGACUGCAUCAACGCCAUGGUGGAAGGCUCCGAGCUCAAGAAGGUCCGAUCCAACUCCAGGGUGUACCACCGGUAUUUCCUCCUGGAUGCCGACAUGCAGUCUCUGCGCUGGGAGCCUUCCAAAAAGGAUUCUGAGAAAGCAAAGAUUGAUAUCAAGUCAAUCAAAGAAGUGAGAACAGGAAAAAAUACAGAUAUCUUUCGCAGCAAUGGAAUAUAUGACCAGAUAUCGGAAGAUUGUGCGUUUUCAAUUAUAUAUGGAGAAAAUUAUGAGUCGCUAGAUCUGGUUGCUAACUCAGCAGACGUUGCAAAUAUUUGGGUUACUGGCUUAAGAUACCUGAUUUCUUAUGGAAAACAUACUCUAGAUAUGUUAGGAACUACUCAAGAUAAUAUGCGGACUUCGUGGCUUUCACAAAUGUUCAGUGAAUCAGAUGUAGAUAAUUUGGGACAUAUACCCCUAUGUAAUGCUGUACAAUUUAUCAAAGACUUAAACCCUGGUUUAAAAACUAAUAAAAUUGAAUUAAAAUUCAAGGAGUUACAUAGAUCCAGGGAAAAAGCUGGUACUGAAGUAACAAAAGAAGAAUUUAUUGAAGUUUUUCAUGAGCUUUGUACCAGACCUGAAAUCUAUUUCCUGUUAGUUCAGUUUUCAAGCAAUAAAGAAUUUCUAGAUACCAAGGACCUCAUGAUGUUUUUGGAAGCAGAGCAGGGUAUGGCACAGGUCACAGAAGAAAUAAGCCUUGAAAUUAUUCAGAAAUACGAGCCAGCCAAAGAGGGCCAGGAAAAGGGUUGUCUUUCUAUAGAUGGGUUUACAAAUUACCUUACUUCACCAGACUGCCACAUAUUUGAUCCAGAGCAUAAAAAAGUUUGUCAAGAUAUGAAACAACCUUUAUCUCAUUAUUUUAUAAAUUCAUCUCAUAAUACAUACUUGAUAGAGGAUCAGUUUCGAGGGCCUUCUGACAUCACGGGUUACAUUCGCGCUCUUAAAAUGGGUUGUCGAAGUGUUGAACUGGACGUAUGGGAUGGUCCAGAUAAUGAGCCCGUGAUUUACACAGGGCAUACAAUGACAUCACAAAUUGUCUUCCGUAGUGUGAUUGACAUUAUUAACAAGUAUGCCUUUUUUGCUUCAGAAUACCCUCUUAUUUUGUGUUUAGAAAAUCAUUGUUCUAUUAAGCAGCAGAAAGUGAUGGUACAGCACAUGAAGAAAAUUUUGGGGGACAAACUGCAUACGCAGUCUCCAAACAUUGAAGAGUCUUAUCUACCAUCACCGGAAUCACUUAAAGGGAAAAUACUAAUUAAAGCAAAGAAGCUUUCUGCCAAUUGUUCUGGACUAGAGGGAGAUGUUACAGAUGAAGACGAAGGAGCAGAAAUGUCACAGAGAGUGGCAAAAGAGGGGGUAGAGCAGCAAAACUCAAUGACAGGGAAACGAUUCCAGCUCUGCAAAGAUCUCUCUGAGCUGGUGAGCAUAUGUAAAUCAGUUCAGUUCAAAGAGUUUCAAGUUUCAUUUCAGCUCCAGAAGUACUGGGAAGUGUGCUCCUUUAACGAAGUGCUUGCUAGCAAAUAUGCCAACGAAAACCCAGGAGACUUUGUAAAUUAUAACAAACGUUUUCUCGCCAGGGUUUUCCCCAGUCCUAUGAGGAUUGACUCUAGUAAUAUGAAUCCCCAGGACUUUUGGAAAUGUGGUUGUCAGAUAGUAGCAAUGAACUUUCAAACACCUGGCUUAAUGAUGGACCUUAACAUUGGUUGGUUUCGACAAAAUGGAAACUGUGGCUACGUCCUUCGUCCUGCUAUCAUGAGAGAAGAAGUUUCCUUCUUUAGUGCGAAUACAAAAGACACCGUGCCUGGAGUUUCACCUCAGCUGCUUCAUAUUAAAAUCAUUAGUGGGCAGAACUUCCCUAAACCCAAAGGAUCAGGUGCCAAAGGUGAUGUUGUGGAUCCUUAUGUCUAUGUCGAAAUACAUGGAAUCCCUGCUGACUGUGCUGAGCAAAGGACGAAAACUAUGCAUCAGAACGGGGAUAAUCCAAUUUUUGAUGAAAGCUUUGAAUUUCAAAUAAAUUUACCAGAGCUAGCUAUGGUGCGUUUUGUAGUACUGGAUGAUGAUUACAUUGGGGACGAGUUUAUUGGGCAGUACACUAUUCCCUUUGAGUGUCUCCAGACUGGUUAUCGGCACGUUCCUCUGCAGUCAUUGACUGGUGAAAGUUUAGCUCAUGCUUCCUUGUUCGUGCAUGUGGCCAUUACUAAUCGAAGGGGUGGUGGGAAACCUCAUAAGAGGGGCCUCUCUGUGAGGAAGGGCAAGAAAUCAAGGGAAUAUGCUUCUAUGAGAACAUUAUGGAUUAAAACAGUAGAUGAAGUAUUCAAGAAUGCCCUCCAACCUAUUCGGGAUGCUACGGAUUUGAGAGAAAAUAUGCAGAAUGCAGUAGUUUCAUUCAAAGAAUUAUGUGGCCUCUCUCCUGUAGCAAAUCUUAUGCAGUGCAUUUUGGCAGUGUCUAUGCACUUGGUUGGGCCUGAUAAUGCACCCUUGGUAGUAGUGAAUCUCAAUGAUCAGUAUCCAACUAUGGAGCUCCAAGGGAUUGUUCCAGAGGUCUUGAAAAAGAUUGUAACAGCAUAUGAAAUGAUGAUUCACACCAUCAGGACUCUGGUUGAAAAUACAGAUAGCUUAUAUGAGAAGAUAGUGCAGUGUCAGAAAGCAGCAAUGGAGUUUCAUGAAAACCUGCACAAUAUAGGAGCAAGAGAAGGCCUAAAAGAAAGAAAACUGCAAAAAUCAGUAGAAAGUUUUACGUGGAACAUUACAAUUUUAAAGGGACAAGCUGAUCUUCUCAAAUAUGCUAAAAAUGAAGCACUGGAGAAUCUGAAGCAAAUCCAUUAUGCCACUCUUUCAUGUGGACUUAAUAAGCCAGGCACUGAAAAUGCAGAAAUCUCAAAGCCUCGUCGAAGUCUGGAGGUCAUACCUGAAAAAGCAGGUGAUGAAAACGGAGAAUGAGAGAAGGCUCUUCUCGUAAUUUUGGAGUUUAUAACUCUGUGACCAAUUGUAGCUGCAUAGGACAUUUGCUUUGCACUUACUGUUGGAAAAUAUUCGGAAUUUUUAAAGCACAACUGGAGAAGCUAAUUACAAUCUAUUGAAACUGUGAAUGUAUGUAGCAACUCUGCUUGUGAAGGCAAUGAUUUUGUGCAACAUGGAAAUUACAUUAUUGGCCUAAAUAUAGCAUAUGUAUGUAAAAGAUACUGUAAUUCAGUAAUCGCGUGCUGAAAAGUUCAUUGUAGUGCCAUCGGGAAAUGAACACUUUUUAAAUGAGAUGUAACUAGCAGGAAAUCAGUUGACAGAAUUUGGAAAGCUGCCUUGAUUUUCAAACCAAUUUUAUGCAAAGGUUGUUUCUUUCUUUGCACAGUUUGUUGAUUGUGCUGGUGAGAUAUAUCAUUCUUUUGAAAAUCAGGUCUAAAAAAGUGGAAUCCACAUGUUUCACACUAUAUGUAGUUCAGCCGCUUGGAUAUUUGGGUUUGAAGUGGUAUUGAUUUUAUUGUUGAGCCAUAAAUUAAAAUGAGAAUGUAAUUAGACAGUGAUCACUGACUUCAGUGCACUAUAGGAGAGCCAUUAUGUAAAAGGAAAAUGUGCAAUCAAUCUGAUAGCCUAUGUCAGAAGAAGAUACAUACCUAUUUUGCCUAAGAUCUUCUGCAAAUGUGUGUAGAUAAUGUGACCAAACCGCAAGCAAAACGGUGUAAAUAGUUUUUCAUUUUGUGAAGUGAAGUGCUCAUAUUAAAAAGAGUUUUAUGAGAUUGCUCCCAAACAAGUAAAGCUUUUAACUAAAUUUUAACUUUUUUAUUUUUUGAGUAUUUUCUUCCUUACAGAAUAGGUGAUAUCUCAAUAAGCAGGUUUGUCAAGAAAAUAAAUCAAUUGCUGUUCUGAUCUUUUUUGGUUUUCUGACAACAUUAGGUAAAGAUAUUGUAGCUGAUAUGCUCAUUGUAAAAUGACUAUACCAACCUAGAGUGUUCUCUUACUGUUUCUGAUUUAACAAUAAAAUGGACUAUAUAAUUACAGAAGCUAAUAAAUUUGAAGUAAAACAAGCGAAA